AUGACGGCCACGAACCUUGCCCAGGGCUCGGAUAGGCACACUAGUGCAAAGGAGGAAAGAAAGCUUCGGAAGCCACUCAUUGAGAGAAAAAGACGAGAAAGGAUAAACAAUUGCCUAGAUCAGUUGAGAGAGACGGUGGUCGGAGCCUUUAGACUUGAUCAAUCCAAAUUGGAAAAAGCAGACAUUCUGGAAAUGACAGUUAAACAUCUACAGAAUAUUCAGAGCAAUAAACCUAAUGAUCCAUCCCUGGAUGUGGAGGCCCAGCAGAAAUACAGCACAGGUUACAUUCAGUGCAUGCACGAAGUGCACAACCUUCUGCUCUCCUGUGAUUGGAUGGACAAAACGCUGGGGUCCCGCCUCCUCAAUCACCUGCUCAAAUCCCUACCCAGAUCACCACAGGACUGCUCCCAGCAAUCCAAGCCAAGACCAGUUGACUCUCCUCAUAACCACUGCGAACUUGCUCACAGCCAUGGUAAUGGGUUAGUGAGCCCAAGAGCUAGCCCAUCAUCCCCUGCUAUGCUUGUCAAAGAAGCCCCGCCCACUCAGGCUCAUUACCCUCCCCCUCUGAAUAGACCACACCCCACAGACAACCCUAACUUGGCAGUGCUAGAGAUGUGGAGGCCUUGGUAA
Chanos chanos (milkfish) is the source of this 630-nucleotide messenger RNA. It is a transcript of the gene her8.2, whose product is annotated as hairy-related 8.2. Gene Ontology annotation, molecular function: protein dimerization activity; DNA binding. NCBI's taxonomy places the organism in Eukaryota, Metazoa, Chordata, Actinopteri, Gonorynchiformes, Chanidae. The transcript is spliced from 4 exons. The record is from RefSeq and is a predicted model, not a curated record. Bases 1 to 630 code for a protein of 209 amino acids. Gene Ontology annotation, biological process: regulation of DNA-templated transcription.